AUGACCUGGAAAGCCCCAACCUGUCCCUUCUGUCACAAACGCCAGGCUAGCAAAGCCCUACUUCAGUCACAUCUCCAGUCAUACGUCAAGGAAUGGCGCAUCCCCGCCGAUGGCAUCCACGAUGUCCUGCAAAUCAAACAGCUCCUUGAUUCCCCCAUCUCCGAAGAGAGCGUCGAAGCCCAACAACAAACGAAGCCAUUCCCCUUUCUCAGUCUUCCAUACGAUGUCCGCCAUAUAUUCUACCGCUUCGUCCUCACCGCCGAAACUAUCACCUUCUACGGCUUAAUCCAAAGCAGUUUCGUCACCACCAAAACCUACUACCAGAACAUCUACCUCCAACACAAUCCCAUAUCCAACCCCCUCGCUAUCCUGAUCACCAAUCGCCAGAUCUACAACGAGGCACGCCAGGUCUUAUACUCCCGCAACACUUUCGUCUUCCUGGCCACCGACUUCCUUCCCAUCUUCCUGGUGGGAAUCGGGCGUCACAAUGCCGAGUUGUUGCGUUCGGUGCGAUGGCGCAGGACAGCGCUCCCCCAGGGCGAUAAUCAGAUUGGGAUGAUCCAACCGUGGCUGGAUCCAUCUUCGUCAGGAAGAGAUCUUUGGUCUGAUGAGCUGGCGUAUGCGCAUUUUCUAGGGACGUUUUCUGCGGCUCUUGACUUAUCGCGCUUGAGAAUGCUCAAGGAGAGGCUUUUAAGGAGGCCGAAUGGGGAAGGCAAGGGGAAAGGCUGGCCGGAGCGAUUCACUGUGGAUGUGGCGUUUGGGGAGAUGAACGGGAGUGUUACUUAUGAGUUAUGGGCCAAGGAUUGGAAGGAUAGCAUGCAGUGA
Aspergillus sclerotioniger CBS 115572 is the source of this 825-nucleotide messenger RNA. RefSeq lists its product as uncharacterized. The record is from RefSeq and is a predicted model, not a curated record. The transcript is spliced from 2 exons. Lineage: Eukaryota; Fungi; Ascomycota; Eurotiomycetes; Eurotiales; Aspergillaceae. Bases 1 to 825 code for a protein of 274 amino acids.